CUUGCUCGGUGUAUUCCGUUGUCGUGUCGUCGAUUUCACAGAUAAAUCAUUCACCAUGGGUAAAUACGUCCAGGCCCAACGUAAGGGAAAGUCCCCUAUUUUCCAAGCGCACACGCGGACUCGCAAGGGUGCCGUCAAACUUCGCGCUCUGGAUUACGCCGAAAAGCACGGUUACAUCCGCGGCGUCGUGAAGGAAAUUCUGCACGACCCCGGUCGCGGAGCUCCCGUCGCCAAGGUUCAGUUCCGCGAUGCUUACCGCUACCAGCGCAACAACGAACUCCUCGUUUGUACGGAAGGCAUGUACACGGGACAGUUCAUCUACUGCGGCAAAAAGGCGUCUUUGACCGUCGGCAACGUCCUGCCGCUUUCGGCCGUCCCGGAAGGCACCAUUGUCUGCAACGUCGAAGCCAAGUUGGGUGACCGUGGGGCCUUUGCGCGCGGCUCGGGAGCCUUUGCGGUUGUGGUCUCGCACGACGAUGAUAAGGGCACCACCCGGUUGCGUCUACCCUCGGGCGGCAAAAAGUCCGUUCCCUCUGCGGUCCGUGCACAAAUCGGUAUCGUGGCCGGAGGCGGACGUACCGAUAAACCUCUGCUCAAGGCCGGACGGGCCUACCACAAGUAUUCCGUUAAGCGGAACUGCUGGCCCAAGAUUCGUGGUGUGGCUAAGAAUCCCGUGGAGCAUCCUCACGGAGGAGGUAACCAUCAGCACAUUGGUAUGCCCAGUACAGUUGCUCGGGACCGUCCCGCGGGUCGGAAGGUUGGUUUGAUUGGAGCCCGCCGAACUGGACGUCUUCGUGGAGCCCGAAAGACGGCACAAGAUAAGGAUUAAUCCCAAUAAAGAUUUUCUACUACAGCGAC
Messenger RNA from Phaeodactylum tricornutum CCAP 1055/1, 858 nucleotides. RefSeq lists its product with no specific name. NCBI's taxonomy places the organism in Eukaryota, Bacillariophyta, Bacillariophyceae, Surirellales, Neidiaceae. Gene Ontology annotation, molecular function: RNA binding; structural constituent of ribosome. Gene Ontology annotation, cellular component: cytosolic large ribosomal subunit; ribosome. The record is from RefSeq and is a predicted model, not a curated record. The transcript is spliced from 2 exons. Gene Ontology annotation, biological process: cytoplasmic translation. Bases 56 to 829 code for a protein of 257 amino acids.